Molecule: messenger RNA, 1518 nt
Organism: Rodentolepis nana
Lineage: Eukaryota; Metazoa; Platyhelminthes; Cestoda; Cyclophyllidea; Hymenolepididae
Source: the annotation of a GenBank genome assembly
UAUAAUUUGUUUGGCAUUGGACAAAGUGCUUCCAUAGAUGUUACGCUCGACAAUCUUACAAAUCGCAAAUUAAUUGAAACUAAGUUAGACCAAAGUCAGACAUGUCUGCUUCCAGUUUUUUAUAAUGGUGAAACUAUUUCCGGCAAAGUAUCGAUUUCUCUCAAGCGCGGUAGCAAGUUGGAGUAUCAGGGGAUCAAAAUCGAGCUUAUCGGCCACAUCGAUUUCUUUGCCGAUCGAGGCAGUCGAGAUGAAUUCCUCAAUCUAACACAGGAUUUAGCUCGACCUGGAAUAUUGUCCCAAGCGUCGACUUCUUAUCCAUUCCGUUUUGAAAACGUGGAAAUGCCUUAUGAAUCUUAUGCUGGGUCGAAUGUUCAUCUUAGGUACUUCCUUCGAGUGACAGUGGUCAAGCGAUUUAUGGACCUAACUAAAGAGUUGGAUUUCCUCGUGCAUUCCUUCUACAAACCUCAACAGCCCGACACUAACAUUCAAAUGGAAGUGGGCAUUGAAGAGAGCCUACACAUCGAAUUUGAAUACAAUAAGUCUUGCUACCACCUAGAAGAUGUAAUCGUUGGCAAGAUCUACUUCCAACUCGUCCGGGUAAAAAUCAAGUAUAUGGAAGUGCAGAUCCUGCGUCGGGAGUCCACUGGCCUCGGAGCGGUGAAUACCUUCACGGAAAUGGAGACAAUGGCCAAGUUUGAGAUCAUGGAUGGUGCACCGGUGCGUGGUGAAUGCAUUCCCAUUCGCCUCUUCCUUGGAGCCUAUGAACAGCUGACUCCCACUGCGAAGGAUGUCAAUCGAAAGUUCUCCGUGCGGUUCUACAUCAAUUUGGUGCUGUUGGAUGAGGAGGAGAGGAGGUAUUAUAAACAACAUGAGAUCUUUCUUUACCGACGUCCUGACAAACGUUACGAGGCUUUUAUACAAAAUCAACAAACAUCCACGAUAAUGGCACUGAAAAACUUCUCUAUGCAUCCUCAAAACCACCUCCAUGCUUCUUCCAAACCCAUCGUCGCCACUUCACAACCGGUUCCAACUCCUUAUUUGACCAGUGAAGGCACAGACGUUGCUCAAUCCAAGAAUGAUGAAAAGGGGCAGGGCGAUGUGGCUGAUUCUGGUAAACAAGAAAAUGGAUCAGCGUGCUCUGUUGAAGACGCACAAAUGAAUGACUCAAACGGUGUCGUAGAAGAAUCUUCUCCUGAAACUGAAGAAAAUGAUCAAGUUCAAGAUAAAAACGGUGCAGAGAAUCCCGUUGAGACCCCGGGCCUGGAGGUCGAAGAAAAGGAUGUAUUUAGCGGUCUUUCAGAUCAAGAGGAAGACAACGCUGAAGAAGGAAUUUCUCGUGAACAACGCAGCUUUGCCCGUUACGAGUCACCUCGAGAUGCUGUAAAUGAAGAAGGGGAAAAUGAAGAAAGGUGUGAGGCUGGUGAAAUAACUAUAAAAAAGCCCCCUAUGGAGGCAUUUGAAUCCACACCUACCUCGACUACUAAGGCUGGUACUGAGGCAACUUCAACAGUCUCGUAA